Messenger RNA from Chanos chanos (milkfish), 1388 nucleotides. It is a transcript of the gene ppt1, whose product is annotated as palmitoyl-protein thioesterase 1 (ceroid-lipofuscinosis, neuronal 1, infantile). Gene Ontology annotation, molecular function: palmitoyl-(protein) hydrolase activity. Gene Ontology annotation, biological process: receptor-mediated endocytosis; protein depalmitoylation. The transcript has 10 exons. The record is from RefSeq and is a predicted model, not a curated record. NCBI's taxonomy places the organism in Eukaryota, Metazoa, Chordata, Actinopteri, Gonorynchiformes, Chanidae. The coding region runs from base 48 to 959 and encodes 303 amino acids. Gene Ontology annotation, cellular component: lysosome.
UUAAAGAGGAAGAAAGUCUAGGCAUCAGCCAGAAAUAUGGUGCAAAGAUGACCAUCGAAGCAUCCUUACGUCUCUUCCUCGGGGCUAGUUCUUUGCUAUUUCUUCUCGGCUCGGUUCGAGGAUCCAAUGGCUCUCUUCCUCUGAUUCUGUGGCAUGGAAUGGGGGACAACUGUUGUAACCCAUUGAGUAUGGGUGCAAUAAAGAAGAUGAUCGAGGAAGAAGUGUCAGGAAUCUAUGUCUUGUCGCUCAUGGUUGGCAAAUCUCCCAUUCAGGACACAGAGAACGGGUUCUUCAUGGAUGUGAAUGAGCAGGUCUCCUUUGUGUGUCAUCAGCUGUCACAGGACCCGAAACUGAAGGGCGGUUACAAUGCAAUGGGUUUUUCUCAAGGAGGCCAGUUCCUACGCGCCGUGGCCCAGCGGUGUCCAAAUCCUCCAAUGAAGAACCUGAUCUCAAUAGGUGGACAACAUCAAGGAGUGUAUGGUCUCCCGCGCUGCCCAGGUGAGAGUUCUCAUAUCUGUGACUGGAUACGUAAGAAACUGAACACUGAAGCCUACUCGGAUUUUGUGCAGAAACACCUCGUGCAGGCGCAAUAUUGGCAUGACCCCCUUAAUGAUGACUUGUACAAGAAACACAGCCUCUUCCUUGCUGAUAUCAACCAAGAGAGGGGGGUGAAUGAGACCUAUAAGAAGAACCUCAUGUCACUUGAAAAGUUUGUCAUGGUCAAGUUUCUGCAGGACAGUGUGGUGGAUCCAGUAGUCUCAGAGUGGUUUGGAUAUCUGAAACCUGGUCAAGCUAAGGAAACGGAAACCCUACAGGAGAGCGCUUUGUAUAAAGAGGAUCGUCUGGGUUUGGCUGAAAUGGACAAGGCGGGGAAGCUUGUGUUCUUAGCCACCGAGGGAGAUCACCUGCAGUUCAGCAGGGAGUGGUUUAAUGCCAAAAUACUGCCAUACAUUCGCUGAGCACAGCUGCCUGCGGAAGAAGCGCUCAAAACAGCACUGCUCCGCCCAUAUGCCCUUCUUUGAUUGCACAUCCACAGACCCGCUGCACUGGGCUCAAGUGAUCCUCGGAACUUUGACAAGAUUCCAGUUCUUGGCAUCAUUUAAAAAAAAAAAAAAAACUGAUUGUGUUUCUGUGGGCAGAAACAAGUAACAGAAUUUAAUGCUUCGUGAUCUACCUUGUUUUAAAUGGGUUUUUUUUAGUUUCUCAUUGUGCUGAUCUUUUCUUAGUGAAAUAAAUAACACAUAAAAUCUUACUAACCUUAAGAUCACUUAAUUAAUUUUCUCAGGUGUUUGUUGUUCCAUGAGUUUGUUAGUACACGUGUUUUUUUAAUGUUCUGUGUAAACCCAAUCAUUGCUUGUUCUAGCUGGAUUUUAAAAUAAAACAAAAAU